Myotis davidii is the source of this 3532-nucleotide messenger RNA. It is a transcript of the gene TNFRSF8, whose product is annotated as tumor necrosis factor receptor superfamily member 8. NCBI's taxonomy places the organism in Eukaryota, Metazoa, Chordata, Mammalia, Chiroptera, Vespertilionidae. The transcript has 14 exons. Gene Ontology annotation, molecular function: transmembrane signaling receptor activity; protein binding. Gene Ontology annotation, biological process: signal transduction. The record is from RefSeq and is a predicted model, not a curated record. The coding region runs from base 1 to 1734 and encodes 577 amino acids.
AUGGAUGUAGCGUGCUCCGUGCCAGCCACUGUGCUGAGCCCUUUGCCUACAUAUGAGCUCACUGAGCCGGAUGGGGGACACGGGUCCUCCCCACAGCAUCUGUGCCCGCAGGGGCCAUCCGGCUGCAGGAAGCAGUGCCAGCGGGACUACUACCUGGACAGAGCCAACCGGUGCACAGCCUGCGUGAGCUGCAAAGACGACCUUGUGGAGAAGAAGCCAUGUUCGGGGAACUCCCCCCGCGUCUGUGAGUGCCGGGCUGGCCUGUUCUGUGCCACGUCAGCCUCCAACUCCUGUGCCCGCUGCUUGCCCCACUCUGUCUGCCCCCCAGGGACGAUUGUCAAGUUCCCCGGCACAGCGCAGAGGGACACCGUCUGCGAGUCCCCUUCCCCGGGGACCAGCCCUGACUGUGGCACCAGCCCGGAGGACUGCAGGGCGCCUGCCAGCGGCACCACCCCUCCGGCCAAGCCCACCCUGACCUCAGCCAGCUCCGAUGCCAGGACCCCGCUUCUUGAAGGGGACACUCCUCUCACCCCCGAAGCUGAUUCCAAAAUGAUGAGGGCUCCCAACUCCCUCUCCCCCGUGGGGAAGCCCAGGCUGGAUCCAGGGCUGUCCCCACAGCGCCUGUGCCCUCUCGGGUCCGCCGACUGCAGGAAGCAGUGUGAGCGGGACUACUACCUGGACAGGGACGGCCGCUGCACAGCCUGCGUGAGCUGCUCGGGAGAUUACCUCGUGGAGAAGACACCUUGCACGUGGAACUCCUCCCGCGUCUGUGAAUGUCGACCUGGCAUGAUCUGUGUCACGUCAGCCACCAACUCCUGUGCCCGCUGCGUCGCCGGCCCUGUUGUCCCACCCCAGGUGGUCACCACAUGCCAGGGCGAAGCUGAGAGGAACACCACCGACGAGCCGCCUCACCUGGGGACCCACCUUAACCGCAGCACCAACCCAGAGGAUGGCGAGGUGCCGACCAGCACCGGCGCCUCCCACAUCUCCCUGGCCGGAAAGGGGCAUGGAGGAGGUGCCACCCAUGCCCGGGAGGACGCCUCCCUCUCAACAAGUGCUCCUGUCUCUUUCUCCUCCGCGGGGAGACCCAUCCUGGUUUCAGGCCCCGUGCUCCUCUGCCUGCUGGCGCUGCUGGCGGUGGUCGUCUGCGCCGGCUCCCUCCUCCUGUGCCACCGCAGGGCCUGCUGGAAGUGGAUGCAGCAGAAGCUCCACCUGUGCUACCCGGUCCAGACCUUCCGGCCCAAGCCCGAGGCUGCGGAUUCCAGGUCCCCGAGGAACCAGACAGAGCUGAAGAGCCUGCUGGUGACAGGGCCCCGCACAGAAGCGCUGGGGUUAAUGAGCCCCCCGGCUGUGGAGCCCUGCACCCACGUGGGGGCAGCCGGCCUGGAGAGCCUGCCGCUGGUGGGGGCGAGUCCAGCCGGGAGCCCCUCGUCCCCCAGGGACCUUCCCGAGCCCCGGGUGACCACGGAACAUACCAACAACAGGAUCGAGAAAAUCUACAUCAUGAAGGCCGACACAGUGAUCGUGGGGACCGUGAAGACCGAGGCGCCGGAGGGCCGGGGCCUGGCGGGGCCGGCGGCGCCCGAGCUCGAGGAGGACCUGGAGAUGGACCAUGCCCCACACUACCCGGAGCAGGAGACGGAACCACCUCUGGGCAGCUGCGGGGAUGUCAUGUUCUCGGUGGAGGAGGAAGGGAAGGAGAACCCCUUGCCUGAGACGGCAUCUGGGAAGUGAGGCCUGGCCGGGGCUGAGAGAGCAGCUGGGUGCCCCUGGGACUGGGCGGCACGGUGGGCCACGCUGGUGCAGAGGCCCAUCUGCUGACCUGAGUGUCCAAGCACCCAGUGGUCAAUGCAGGAGGGGCCUGGGUCUCUACCUGCAUCCUCACCCAGCUGCCCCCACCCUGACCCUGGGGCAGUGGCCUGUGCAGGGGAGACAAGCAGGGUGCUGGAUUUGAAUGGCGAUGUUUGCUGGGGCAACAGAAAGACAGACAGUAGGGACUGAACGCUUCGCCUCUGCUGCUACUGAGAAGAUACCCCACAGUCCUGGCAUGGGCCCCCCGCCCUCCAGAGUGGAGCCCACCUGAGGCAGAGGCCAUGAGGCCCAUACCCCAAGCCUUUUCCCCUCAACUGGGCCCCUGGAGAGAUACCCAUGGGGCCUUGCUACCAGGCCAACAGCCCGCAGUUACUGUAAAUUCGGCCCGCAGUGGCCUCGAGCCAGUGCCUGUGGUUUCUCCUCCGUCAGAAGGGAAACAGAGGACUCAGGCGGCCGGCUGGCCCAUCUCAGCCACUGCAGCCAUGCUGUGCUCUGUGCCCUAGGCCUGGUGGUGCCCAGCCUGCCUCCAACCCUGCGUGGGCCGAGGGGGGACCCACCUGGUGCUGCCCCUUCCCUGUUCUGUGGACCCUCGGUGGGUCCCCGGCCUAGGAUCAACUCGCUCAUCUCAGAAUGUCCCUACCAGUCCCAGCGACGGUGGGCCCUUCGGGGUCCUUGCCUGCUCGGUGGGCACCGCCCGCUCUGUCCUGGGAAAUGAAGAUGCCCUUCCCUGGAUAUGCCGCCCUCGUGGGUCCCGACGGCACCAGGCCUGCCUCUUGCAGCAGCUGCUCCGCACCUGUGUUGGGACAUGGAUGUCAAAAGCCGCGUCUGCCUUAUCCUGGGCUUGGGGGGAAGCUCUGCGUAGCUCAUAUGGGGUCAGGAUGUGUGCAUCGCACACUAAGGAAUAAUCGGUCAGCUGGCCUGCUCUCCCAGGGCUUUCAGACGCAUGUACACAGGCGCGUGGCCUUGGAAAAGGACCCGUGGGCAGAUGACAGGGGGUGGCAGGCCGGGCACCGAGUCUCGGGUCCUGGAAUUACCCUCCGAAGCCAGUCCUGAAAGCUGCUGUUUACACACCAGCCGCUCGUCGCUGGAGGAAGUCGGGGCCGGGUCAGGAAUCGCAGGGGCCGUUUCUGAGACCUCUCAGGUAUUUUGGGGGAAGUUGGAGAGGCCGUUACACCAGAACCUGGAGAAGUUCAUGUGGGAUGGGUGAUCUUUGCCCAAAUGCCUGUGUGGGCGGCUCUGCACCCGAGCCUCCGUGCCCUAAGUCAGCACGCGCCCAGCACCUCGUGGGCAGGGCUCGGGCUGCCUGUGGGGGCCCUGACAUCUGCUUAAUGAAAUGACGCACUCCCUCGUCCAAGAGCCCUUCACAGAACAUGAUCUUUUAAAAACUCACAAAGUUCCUUACCAAUGACCAUAAGGCUGAGGACUCUCUCAUGGAGACUGAGAGUCUUCGAGAAGCUCUGAGGACGGGGAUCCCGCCACCCCUCUGCCCGGCCUCUGGGGACAGGGCGCUGCUGCCCGCAGAGCCACCCCUCCGCUGCUGGAGGGUCUUCCUCCCUGUAACUCCCGCGCCCUGGCCCAGGCCUGCCUCGAGGACACUCUGAAUAAAGCUGCUCUACACCAGGCUCCCUGUGGGUGUUUGCAGAAGGGGCUGUGGGGAGGGGGCAUCACAGAAGCUGCACAGAUGCCCCAGCCUGGGGGUCACAGGGAGGGACUGAAGGGU